AUGGAAAUGAGUGCAGACGACGAAGCAAAGUCACUACAAGUCGCAACGAGUCAUACCUGCGGAGCGAACGAUGAUGAGGGCGACCGAGACGGAGAGGCGACGCGACGCGGCGCGGCGCGAACGCAAAUACAAACGCUUGCGUGCUUGUCGUUGCAGCAUGACAUGCGGCAGGAGCGGUGCCCGGACCGGACCUGGAUGAGUGUGGAUCUAGUCAUGAGCCAAAAUCUGCAUGGACUCGACCCACAAUCAUCCGCGUCGUCGGAUCGGUGCUUGACUGCAUCACUGCUUGACUGCUUCACGGUAAACGGAAGCGAGUUGCGCGACGAGGACACAACUCGGCGAAGUCACCGCGACGGGACGGCGACACAAACUACUAACUGA
Molecule: messenger RNA, 381 nt
Organism: Soboliphyme baturini
Lineage: Eukaryota; Metazoa; Nematoda; Enoplea; Dioctophymatida; Soboliphymatidae
Source: the annotation of a GenBank genome assembly